AUGGAGCAGACGUUUAAGCUUGUAGUUCCUCAUGCCAGGCUGAACGACAUAUAUGGAGGCACGCUUGAAGAUAUGCUUAACAACGGCACGGCCGAGGCACUCGUCAAGCUACUCACUGUUCCCGCUCGGCCUAGGUUUGCCGUGAAUCCAGACCGAAUUGCCUGGCCAACUGCUUCACUAAGCAGCUGUGUGUCGGCGACGGUAGCCGUCAAGCGCCAAGUCGACGUCGAACUGCGAAAGUGCCCUCCACGACUUCUGAACAAGACCACGAUGACUGCUGGAAGCCGCGUACCGAAUUCACAACCAGCCACAUUUGCCGGACUCCCUACCGAAAUUCAUCAAAUCAUCUUCUCUCAUCUGGCACAAGAUAAGGAUGUCCUCAGCCUCGGAUUGGUGAAUCGACACCUCUGCGAUAUCGCCCGAGAACGGCUGUUUGCUGAUUUUUUUUCGUGUUUGGCGCCCUGGGCUGGUCAAAAGAUUGUCUACGUGGGAGAAUACACCGAGCCAAAUGACUACCCCCCUGGACUGUUUUCGGACGCAGAACUGGAGACCCUCAGGAAAGAGAAAAUCGCAGUCUUUGACCGUUACGAGGGCUGGUAUGAUACCAUGACACGAUCCAACCUUUAUGCGUUUACGACACCAAAAGUUUCCAAUGCACAAAAACUGCUCGACAUGCAUUUCGAAACAGUUGGUUUGGCAGUCUUGUUGUCCAUGGUACCGUCUUCCGAGAACGCUGCGCUGACAUAUUUGAGCCCGUCCGAAUUUCCUAGUUAUAGACAAUACUUCCCGCAGGACAAACCGUGGAUUCUUCGAAACCUCACCACGAAGCAGUUUGUACGUGCAGAAGCCAUUGCCCUCCAGCGGGAAUUCAUUUACGGCCCCGACAUUGAUUUUUUGGGCUUUGGCCACGCCAUCCUGCUGCGCAUCUGUUGGUCGUCUCAGCCUGUCCCCGAGGUGGCUCCGGCAAAUAUCGUGAGAGGAAUAUGGGCAGGGCACUGUUUCGACAUCACUAUGCUGGCCAAACACCAGGAAGAGACUGGCGCCGGACAAGGCUGGGCCGAUAUAAGCGAGGAAAUUGCCAAGGAGAUUGCUACUUUUUGUGAAGCCAAUCUGGGACCCAGCUGGCGUUGGCGUCUCUGUCAACCAAGAUUCAACCCCUGGUAG
Metarhizium brunneum ARSEF 3297 is the source of this 1164-nucleotide messenger RNA. RefSeq lists its product as uncharacterized. NCBI's taxonomy places the organism in Eukaryota, Fungi, Ascomycota, Sordariomycetes, Hypocreales, Clavicipitaceae. Gene Ontology annotation, molecular function: protein binding. The record is from RefSeq and is a predicted model, not a curated record.